GUUUGCCGAGAUCACCGUGAAGGUUUCUGAGGGAGACGGUGUAGAGGGGGGAAGAAAAAUUCAAAGGGGAACCAAAAAGAAGGCAAAAAUGGAGUGGAAAGAUACAAACGAGGACGAAAAUAUGGAUCAGGAAAAUGACUGCAUUAUAAUAGAACAAAGUGCGGAAGACAUGGCUGACCAAAGAAAGCACAAUGGAAACCUAUUUUACAAGGAAAACAAUUAUUAUGAAGCUCUUAAAUGUUACACAGAAGCUAUAAAUCUGUGCCCAACCUGUGCGGCGUACUACGGCAACAGAGCAGCCACAUACAUCAUGUUAAACAGGUACAAAGAUGCCCUGGAGGAUGCCAGAAGGGCGGUGGAAAUAGACAACACAUUUGUUAAGGGUCAUUUACGAGAGGGCAAAUGUCACUUGGCUUUAGGCAGCACGCCAGCUGCCAUCCAAUGUUACCAAAGAGUUCUUUUGCUGGAACCAGAAAACACUGUAGCUCCGCACGAGAUGCAAAUGGCCCAGAAAGUUCAGGAGUUAUCAGACUUAGCUGCGAACGAUUUUGCGUCAGGAGAAACGAGGAGGGCGUUGUUUUACAUGGAUCGCUGUCUGGAGAUGAGUCCAGCCUGUAACCGGUUUAAAAUACACAAAGCAGAAGCUUUGGCCAUCUUGGGGCGGUAUCAGGAAUCUCAGGAAGUCUCAAAUGAUGUACUACAGAGAGACCAGAUGAAUGCAGAUGCCGUGUAUGUAAGAGGCUUAUGUCUCUAUUACCAAGACAAUGUGGAGAAAGCAUUGCAACAUUUCCAACAAGUUUUACGGCUAGCACCCGACCACAGAAAAGCCCGUGAUGUCUAUAAGAGAGCCAAAGGUCUGAUAGCUAAAAAGGAGGAAGGAAAUGUUGCAUUCCGAUCGGGGAAAUUCGUCGAGGCUUUUGAAUUGUACUCUCAGGCACUGAGUAUUGAUCCUUACAACAAGUUCACAAACUCUAAACUAUACUGUAACAGAGCAACUGUCUGCUCCAAGAUUAAUAAACUCGAUCAAGCUAUAGAAGAUUGUUCGAAAGCUAUUGAAUUGGAUGACACAUAUCUGAAAGCGUAUUUACGGAGAGCAAAAUGUUACAUGGAAACGGAGCAGUAUGAAGAGGCCGUACGAGACUACGAUAAACUGACCAAACUGGACAAGUGUCGAGAAAAUAAACGGUUAUUACAAGAAGCCAAACUUGCUUUGAAACGAAGCAAACGAAAAGACUUCUACAAAAUCCUGGGUGUGGCCAAAGAAGCAACGGACGACGAAAUCAAAAAAGCUUACAAGAAGCGAGCAUUGCUGCACCAUCCAGAUCGUCAUUCCCAUGCUGAACCAGAUGUUCAAAAGGAGGAAGAGAAAAAAUUUAAAGAGCUUGGAGAAGCAUACUCUGUUUUAUCUGAUGCGAAGAAGCGUCUGCGCUAUGACCAGGGGCAAGAUUUAGAAGACUUGGAUGGUCCAGGCUUUGAUCACAUUGAUCCAAACCAAAUAUUCCAGGCUUUCUUCGGAGGUAACCAAGGCUUCUCCUUUGGGGGUGGCAACUUUGGCGGCAUGGGGGGCAGUAGUUUCCACUCCCACUCGAGUCAAUUCCCCGGAGAAUUCACCUUCCAGUUUGGAUGAUGACGGCGAUGUUUUAGUAUCUCUCAUUUGUGAUGUCUAGGAUUAUUAUUGUUUUCUUCUUU
Liolophura sinensis is the source of this 1689-nucleotide messenger RNA. RefSeq names its product dnaJ homolog subfamily C member 7-like. Lineage: Eukaryota; Metazoa; Mollusca; Polyplacophora; Chitonida; Chitonidae. Bases 89 to 1627 code for a protein of 512 amino acids. The transcript is spliced from 13 exons. Gene Ontology annotation, molecular function: protein binding. The record is from RefSeq and is a predicted model, not a curated record.